Messenger RNA from Psylliodes chrysocephalus, 702 nucleotides. The record is from the annotation of a GenBank genome assembly. Lineage: Eukaryota; Metazoa; Arthropoda; Insecta; Coleoptera; Chrysomelidae.
UUUAAUAUGCAUACUUCUACUGAUAACCUAUCGCUAGAUAUUACUGAUGAUUUGGCGGUAGUAAAAUAAGUGCAAACGUUUUAAAAUUGUUCUGCUUAGAAAUUGGUGAAAGUGAACAUAUUGUUUCAAAAAUGGCUGACGAAGAAAGUGGUAUUCCUAAUUUCGGUGUACCUGGUGGCAAGCCUUUACCUACCGCAGAAGAGCUUUUAAAAGCUCUGGAAAAUAUGCCACUUUCAGAAGAAGACAAAAAAGAAUUGCGAGAAAGCAUAGUCAGAGGGGGACUAGCUCGUGAAGCUGAAAAAUUGAUUGAUCAAGCAGCUGGAACUGCUGGCAGUAGUAAAUCAGGAGAAAUGGUGUUAUUGUUUGUUAUGAUUUCUUUUGUUUUUUUGGUAUUAGUAUUCUUUGGUUACAAAUUAUACUCAUCUCUGAUGGAGAAAGAAAGAAGGAGGGAAGAGAAGAAAAGGCAAAAGCAGCAAAAGAAGAAAAAGUAAAAUUAUGUAUUAAAGAAAUUCAAACGACUGUCACACAAUCAUUCCAUUAAGCGUAAGAUUAAAGUGUCCGUUAUACAUACCUCGUUUUACAAAAAUUGUGUUCUGACUCAUUAAAUAUAAAUGUUUAAUGUUUGUCUAUUUUGACGUUGUACUAUUGUAAUAUUUUAUUCUAUAUUGUUUAAGUAAAUAUAUUUAUGAAAAUUCGUGUUUC